UCAGUGUUUCCCGUGGGGGCUAAGCGGCGGUCUCCCUGCAUUUGUUCGUCCUCCUAAAGAUGCAUCCUGACUUGUCUCCGCACUUACACACCGAGGAAUGCAACAUCUUGAUUAACUUGCUUAAGGAAUGUCACAAAAAUCACAACAUUCUGAAAUUUUUUGGCCAUUGUAAUGAUCUUGAUCGGGAAAUGAGAAAGUGCUUGAAGAAUGAGUAUGCAGAGAGGAGGGCCAGGAGCAAGGAGCAAGGUAUUGCCAUGCGAAGGAGGCUUUCCCAUCAUCCAGAGGAAGGUGGAAAAUAGGUUUACUGGAUGCCCUGACUAGGAGACCUGAAGAAGGCUGGUAGCUGGAAGAAUCCCUUCUUUUUGGUCUCUACAGUCCUUUGAAUGAAAAGUGACCCAUGAAGAGCUGAACUGUGGAGAAACAUGAGAAUGCGGAUUCUCAGGACUUGUUGAACAAAAGCCUUUAGUGCCAUGGGCUGUCUGCAGGACAGUUUCAGCUGCUACUGCCCCGAGCUUUCAUCCACCUAGUACUGACUCACCUCCCACAAUAAAGAAAUUGGACAGUU
Messenger RNA from Phodopus roborovskii (desert hamster), 565 nucleotides. It is a transcript of the gene Cmc2, whose product is annotated as C-X9-C motif containing 2. The transcript has 4 exons. The record is from RefSeq and is a predicted model, not a curated record. NCBI's taxonomy places the organism in Eukaryota, Metazoa, Chordata, Mammalia, Rodentia, Cricetidae. Gene Ontology annotation, cellular component: mitochondrion. The coding region runs from base 60 to 299 and encodes 79 amino acids.